Messenger RNA from Chelmon rostratus (copperband butterflyfish), 2749 nucleotides. RefSeq lists its product as uncharacterized. The transcript is spliced from 5 exons. The record is from RefSeq and is a predicted model, not a curated record. NCBI's taxonomy places the organism in Eukaryota, Metazoa, Chordata, Actinopteri, Chaetodontiformes, Chaetodontidae. The coding region runs from base 453 to 974 and encodes 173 amino acids.
UAUUGAACGCACGGGGAUGAGCUAACUCGGUUAACGCUAGCUAAACCUCUAUAGGACUAGUGUAGUUGUUUCCUCAAUGUUAGUAAAUGAAUAGCUUAUCGAUUAACUAGCUAGUGGCCUUGUAUAUAGCUUAAUACCAAUAAGGUAUGGUCAAAAAAGAAGGUCAGUUUUAGUGGUUGUUUUGUUCACGGCGUGGGUAAACAGAGUAGCUGCUGUUGUUGUUGUUGUGGCCUGCUGUACGAUAGCCUAGCUAGACAAGCUGUAGCCUCAGUUGUGUUCCUGGAGCUGUGCUCGCAUCACAUCCCCGAGACGACAAGAGGAAUGACACACCUUUCCUGUUAAUCGCAAAGUCUACCUGUCGCUGUGAAGGCAAUUUGUGGUUUUGGCCAGGGAUCAGCAGGUUGUUCCCCAGCUAUGAGAGCCUCUGCUCAGUAACUGACAUCUCACAGAACAUGGAGCUAUACUGGUACAUAGUUGUUAUCAUAUUCAUCAUCAUCAAGAUAUUCUUCUACGUGUGCUGGUACCGAUCGAGACAAAGGCAACUGGCAGCCUACCUGAGCAACCCACGCAAUGCUCAGAUAGUCAUUGUUGGAGGAAGAGCCUGCCUUCAUCAGAUGUGUGAGCGACAGAGUCAAACCUCUGUCUGGCCUAGUUGGUAUGGUGUUCAGGAUGACCUGUCCAUAGAAGAGCCCUCCACAGCAUUGCCACCAGCUGCAUCCUUCUCCCACUUGGACAUGCCACCGCCAUAUGAGGCCGUCUCUGGAGAGGACGAUCUGAAGCCCCCUCCCUACAGCGAGUGUGCUCAUGGCGAUGAGGCCGCCGCACCCCGUCCCUCCCAUCACACUCCUCUCAUAUCUGAGGGAGGAGACUCCUUCAGCGUAAACGAAGCCCCGCCGCCCUACACGCCGUCUCCCCCCGCGCAAGAUGGGCCUGUGAGCCACAGCGAGUCCCUGGCAGAGAGCGGAUCCGCCUAAUCAAUCCCUGAUGCCAGUUUGCCUUUUCCAUGCACUGCCUUCCCACAUUCGACCUCAGUGAUCGUUGCCAGCCUAACUCUCAUCACAUGAGAGCAAGUGUGUGCGUGUGCGUGUGUGUGUGCGUGCGUGCGUGCGUGUGUGUGUGUGGUUUUUGAACUAAGUUUUUUUUCUACUAUUGUAUUGUUUAAAAAAAAAUGUGGUCAUCUGAUGAGUUUGGCAAUAACAGAUGACAUCAGCACGCCUGUGUGCCUCAGUCAGAACCUGCCUCCCAGCGAUGAUGAGGAUGAGGAUGAGGAUGAUACCCCCGACCUCUAAGCUCAGAGGGAACCAGUGACAUCCAGAUCAGCAGAGAGAAAGAUACUUUCGAGGGUGAAAGUUUCCUCCUGUGUGUUCGAGGCCACUUCCUUUCACAGACUUCACGCGCGAUUGGGGAAAUGAGUAGAUGCUCGACAGCUUGUAGUUCCUGCUGCUGUGACACUGAACACUUCAUCCGUGUGUGUCUAUCUAUAGACAUUGCUCAGAACACAGUUACUCAGUAACAGGCUGUCUGUGCUGUGACGUUUCCAUCGCGGACUAAUUCGAUUUUCUGGCAAUUUGCUGCAUUCGUGUGCAGAACGAAUAAAUUGUUUCAAGUUCUUCGAGCUGUUAUUACUCUCAGUGCUUCAUUAAUGCUGCACAUGUGUUAUUUGAAGACAAAGUAUGUCAUCGGAGAACUAUUGGAUAAUGAAUGCACUAAUUGUUUUAAGUAAUGGCUUCAUUAGCAUAAGCGAUUCCGUUUAAUACAUCAUGGUGAUUAUACUGGCACAUUAGGCGAUUCAAAUGCCUGUUAGAUCUGUGAACGGAAGUGAGCGCGGACAAGUCGGCGAAAAGAACGAACGCUGCUGAUUAUCACCUCUGCUGCUGGGUUCUGUCUGUUGCUGCUGUACAUUAGCACCUGUAUGGCAGAAAGCAAGGCUCCGUGCAAACAGUAUAGAAAUGAGUCUCGUCACUUCAGUGUCCAAAAAAGUUGUGGAAUUCGACAAAACGUCCUCAGAAGUCUAAAGAAAAAAAACACGUCCUGUAGUUGUAGGUUCAGCUGUAAUGAUGAUUUGAGAAAAAAUAUAAAGCGAAAAAUGUGCAACAAUCUUGAAUAAAACUACACAACUGUGAGCUCGGGCUCAAAACACGAUGAAGCUGAGCUGGAGGCUGCAUUUUAUGCGCUUGCGGAGAACCCAUCAACAAAACUCAGUUAUUAUUACUUUUUUUUCAUAAUAAUUUUUGAAAAAUGAAGACUAACCAAAAGCUUUUUUAACAACAGCUUCUGUUUCUUGUAAUCUUCUUGUUAAUCUACCACAGGCUGGUAGAGCUCCACAAACUGUGCGUUUGCCCUGUUUGUAUUUUCUGGUGUAGUAUUGCUUUGGGGAAAGGUUAUUACUUCGCUUUUUGCUUUUUCUGUCCAUGCAUUUCAGAUAAUCCAUAAAUAACACUGUAAGCAGACGCUCCCUACUGAUCCGUGCCUGAAGUUUGUUUCAGCAACAAUAGAGUCUGUUUAGUGUCUGAAUAUUACAGGAAAUGAGAGAAAUCAAAACAAAAUGAGCGCAGUAUGAAUGUAUUUUGGGACUUUGGGAAAAGACAAAAAAUGUGGGGUAUAUUCAUGGAGGAUCAGAACUUCAAAUGUUAAAAUGUAAUGUGUUUCAAUGAUAAUCCUUCGUAUUGUGAUGACAAAUCGUGGAGCAUCUGCGGUGAUGCCUUUUUGAAAAAAAAAAAAAACCUUACCUGUGGUUUCACACUCUGAA